CUUUCCACUCUCUUUUCCACCGCUUUACUUCUCACUCUCUCUGGUUAUGUAAACAAGGGCAUCUCUCUCUCUACAUGGUAUUGUUUUGGCAGCAAAUGCGUGCACGAGCAGUGUAGGGCUCCCAUUGCAUCUCCAUGGACGCGGCAGCACUGGGAGCUUUACAUUACCAGCCAUGGAGUCUCCUCCCUUCUUCUUCCAUGUCCAGGAAAUUAUCACUAAACCCCACAUUUGCGAGCUUCCCGUUAAAGAAUCCAUGUGGGUGGGCCUUUCAUUUUUCCUGCUCAAGUCAUUGUGGUGCUUCAACAUGGGUUCAUCCGUGUGACUAUCCAUCAGCAUAUUCGAGAAAGUCUUUCUUACUUAUGGAGAGAAGGCACUUCUCAUUUAAUAUUGACAAAAGAUUUCCUGUUCUCUGUUCCAAUGGGUACCAAAAUGGCAGUUUGGAGGAUGGAUCAACGCAAUGCCAGUCAUCUUUAUCUUCUGUGAUGUUGGAAGAUGGCGAUAAUGUGCUGCAUUCAGUUGAUGACAGUGCCUUGAACAGUCACAGCUCCAAACCUAUGAAGUUUAAAAAUCGAUACCUAAACAUGGUUCGUCUAGGAUCACUGUUCAGUGAUGCUGCAGAGUCUUUUUUUAAAAGCGAAAUAAGACGGAGAUUAUUCGUAACAGCCAUGCUAAUUCUCGUCAGUCGUAUUGGAUACUUCAUUCCAUUGCCUGGCUUUGAUCGAAGGUUGAUGCCUGAAGAUUACCUUAAUUUUACUUCUGGUUCUGUGGAUGAACUAGGUGACUUUACUGCUGAGCUUAAGCUCUCCCUCUUCCAACUUGGAAUUGGUCCUCAAAUAGCAGCAUCUAUUCUUAUGCAGGUAUUAUGCCACCUUCUUCCUUCACUUGUGAAGCUAAGAAAAGAAGGCUUAGAUGGUCAUGAGAAGAUUAAGGGCUAUAUUUGGUGGAUUUCUCUUGGCUUUGCAGUACUGGAAGGUGUUAUUAUUUCUUGUUAUUCCCUUCCUUAUUCGAUAUAUGCUGCUACUCACAGAUUACGGCAUGUGAUUAUAAGUACAUGUUUAUUAGUUUUUGGAGCAAUGUCUAUGACAGGGAUCUGCGACAAAAUAACUGAAUCUGGAUUCGGUCAGGGUUCAUCCUUGAUCAUAUGUGUUAGCAUAUUAAUAGGGUACACUGAGACAUUGUACAAGAUGUUGGCUCAGUUCUCAGGCAGCAUAUUCAAUUGGUGGCCUUAUGUGCUUGGAUUACUUGGCGUUUUCACUAUAGUUACCAUGUGGGCUGUGCUAGUUACUGAGGGUUGUAGAAAAAUCAAGUUGCAAUAUUAUGCUUUUAAACUUGCUUCUUCCACAAGAGAUGAUUCGCCGAUUACUGAGGUGGAGCCUUAUAUUCCUUUCAACAUUAAUCCAGCAGGAAUGCAGCCCGUCCUCACAACCACCUAUCUAUUGGCAUUUCCAAGCAUUAUUGCAAGCGUCCUUGGAUCGCAGUUUUUGGUGCGAGUGAGAGAUAUCUUGAACCCUGAGGCAUCAAAACCAUGGAUUUUCUAUUCACUUUAUGCAUUUCUUGUCUUCAUGUUCAACAUAUUUGACAUUGCUAAUCUUCCCAAAGAAAUUUCAGAUUAUCUAAACAAAAUGGGUGCGAGAAUACCAAAUAUAAAACCUGGGAAGGCCACAGUGGACUAUUUGACAAAAAUUCAAGCAUCAACACGUUUUUGGGGAGGGUUAUUGCUAAGCAUUUUGGCUACUUCAUCAACAUUUGUUGAUCAUUAUUUGCGACGUAUUAAUGAGGGAUUUGGAAUAGGUUUCACUUCAGUCCUAAUUAUUGUUGGUUCAAUCAUAGAGUUGCGAAGGUCAUAUCAGGCAUACAAUGUUAUGCCAUCCUUGAGCAAAGUUUUGAGACGGUAUGGAGUCUGAAGUUGAGAGUGUAAUCAGUGAAGUUGUCAGCGAUGAUAUGUGCACGAACAGCAUGCAGGUCUGGACAAAUGAUAGCCAUAGAUCAAGAGCAUUUGUUCCUAAAAAGUGUUCCAGUAUACUUAGGUGAAACCACAGAACAAUGAAUCAUUCAUGGAAAUCUGAAUGUUGUAGUAAAUUUUUAAUGGAAAAAGCAGAUGUGCAUAUGUGGUGUAAGUUGAAUAUCAUUUUCUAUUGUCAUUGUAGCUCGCAAUAUACCAAAAAAUGGCUGUAUUUCUGAAAGUACUCAAAAGUAUCUAUAUUAGCAGAUAUGAUCUCUUCUCAGGU
Molecule: messenger RNA, 2228 nt
Organism: Amborella trichopoda
Lineage: Eukaryota; Viridiplantae; Streptophyta; Magnoliopsida; Amborellales; Amborellaceae
Gene: SCY2
Product: SecY protein transport family protein
Biological process (GO): protein transport
Cellular component (GO): membrane
Source: RefSeq, a predicted model, not a curated record